AUGGAACCUUUUCAAGAUCCAUCAGAGUUAGAUAAUUUUAGGAGGAAACUGGGCUUCGAUAAUGCAGGUGUAAACUGUUCGGGGAAAAUUUGGUUUUUUUGGAUAUCGGAGUGGGAAGGUAUUAACAUUUUAGACACUGUGCAGCAAGUCACCAUCAAAUUCAAAAUUGACAUCAAGUUUCUUCUUAUUUCUGUUGUAUAUGCUAGAUGCAAUGCUUUGGAAAGACUUGAACUUUGGGAAGAGCUAGAAAGAAUUAAUGACAGAGAUCGAUGCCCAUGGAUUAUUGGGGGCGAUUUUAAUGUUAUUUUAAAUGAAGAGGAGAAACUUGGAGGGCUUCCUUUUACUCAGCAUGAGGCCAUAGAUUUUGCAUCAUUCAUCUGUAUGUGUGCUCUAUCAGAAGUUCAUACGAUUGGAAGCAACAUUACUUGGUGGAAUGGGCAGAUUGAAGAGGAGUGUAUUUUUAAAAGGCUUGACAGGAUCUUGGUGAUCCAGGAAUUUGAAGAAGUGUUUCCAUCGUCAGAGACACCACAAAAAUUUCAAGAAGAUUGUGGAAGAAAACAGGAAGGUAGAUUUUGUGGGGAAUCCGUUCAUAGAAUUUCAAGCAAAGAUGAAAAAGCUAAAAAGGCCCUGGCUGGUUGGAGUAAAGAAGUUUUUGGCAAUGUUUUUCAACAAAUUGCCACUAUUGAAGAUGUCAUUAAGGUAAAAGGAAGCUCAACUGGAGAUUCAGCCUUCAGAAAGCAAUAA
Molecule: messenger RNA, 744 nt
Organism: Solanum pennellii
Lineage: Eukaryota; Viridiplantae; Streptophyta; Magnoliopsida; Solanales; Solanaceae
Exons: 2
Coding region: 1-744 (247 amino acids)
Source: RefSeq, a predicted model, not a curated record